GGGAACCCAAGGAUUCACUCCGCUCCUGCUCCCCUCGUUGCUGGAUGUCACGCAUCGGCGAUGGCAUGUAUAGAUGUCGUCACAGAGGACACGCCCCCUGCCUCUCCGACGCCCUUCUCGCGCGAACGUCACACUGAACUCCCCCGCCACGCUGUGGCAUGAGGUGGUUCGUGUUGUAAGAGCGUAGCUGCGUCAUUGUGGAAGAUGGUCGAACUGGGUUGUUGUCAGUGUGGAUGGAGGACGGUCCUUUGAAACCGAGGAGCCGCUCCUGUCCGACAGCUAUGGCAUUACUCCCGUCGCGAUGCCUGGCCUGCUUCUUGACUCUCCUUCUGUUGGAGUGUGGUCGGGCUGGUGCUGCUGGUCCAACUUACGUUUCUGAAUAUUACUCUCAAACUCCUCAAAAACUUUCCUUGUACAGCUGGUAUGGAAAUGUACGUCUCUUUGUCUUCCGAGUUCCAGAAAAUACACUGUUGAUGAAAUGGAUUUUACAAGCCUCAAAAGGAAAGGGGCUGAAGUGCCAAAAUACUAAUAUUACUGUCCAUUUUCGGGCAGGUGCCCCACCAGUAAUCGAUCCGUUACAAACCAAGUUUGGAAUAGACACAGUUGUUCCUCCUUCAUUCAACCUCACUAUUCCAUUGACGUCUGCAGUGCAGAGUAGUACGACUCUGAAUAUUUCUAAUCCUGUUUCGGGCGAUUGGUUUGUAGCUGCACACCUACCGAACGAUGAUGGUAAAAUUGAAGUAAAGGGCUUCUCAACUAAGUGUUCCUACAUGUUUCAACCUCAGAUGCUUGUUCAACGAUUGAUUAACGUGCCUGUUCUUGAACCAAACACUUCACUUACACUGAUUCUUUCUUCCGUCAAUCAGGUUUCACACUUGAAAAUUUUUAUCCCCGAACAUACUAUGGAACUGACCAUUCAUCUUAAAAACUGUGCUAUCAACACCCGACCAGUGGAGUCUUGUCCUGUCUUCCUGUUAAUAGGAUCAAAUGCAUUACCUAACUCCCACUUGAAGAUUGUAAAUUGCAGCGAAAGUAUAGUAUGUAGAGAAACACUGGAUUCUCCACCAUGGAUGAAAUGGUUGCAACUCACUGUUAAAAGUAGCAACCCUAACUGGAUCGUCACCUUUGAGAUUGAAGCUUAUUUAACAGUAUGCGAACCUGUUGAUGCUGGAUCCCUUCUUACACUGUUUAAUAACUUCACUCUAUCAAGCAAUGGUACAGUAAUCAGAAAUCUAGAUAUGUUGGGAGUAUACGUAAAACCAAAUAAAACUGAGCCAAGUGGCAAUAGCAUAUCAUGUUUUCGUAAUCAACCCGUUCUUCGAGAAGAUGUGGAUGUUAUCUCUGUAAGAUUUUUUGUUUUGAAUGGACCAGAAACACUAGUCACCUCUGAAUAUCCAAUAAUUCUUCUGCUGAAGUUGAAUACAGGAAGAGACAAUGGUGGGACCAUCAUGUUGAAUUUGCAGUUAAAUAAGACUUCAUUAUCCAAUGAAAAUGCAACCGUGUUUGCCUGUUUAAGUGCUGGGUCUCCUGUGAUGUCCCUAGAUGUCAAUUCCCUAAGCUGCGGAGAAGCUUUAUCUUGGGGAUACUUGCUUAAGAUGAAUUCUUCAACAUUAUCAAGAUCCCUUCAUGUUCCUUACCCAGAAACUAAUCGUUGGUAUCUAACUUUGCAAAUCCUGUGCGAAAGUAGCAAUCAGACGUGUGGCAAGAUUUCUGCUCUGGUAACUGUAUCAGCUAUUUUGAAUCCCUGUGUUGGGGAUUGUGGUGUAUAUGGAGAGUGCCGACUACUUCAGACUCAUGGAUAUCUUUAUGCUGCAUGUGUUUGUAAAGCUGGCUGGAAUGGAUGGAGCUGUACAGAUGAUACCAAUGCCCAGUCAUACAGACAGCAGUUGCUGGCAACACUCUUGUUAACUUUGAGUAAUCUCAUGUUCAUCCCCCCAAUUGUGAUUGCUGUGCAUCGCUGUUAUUUUGUUGAAGCUUCCGUGUAUUUCUUCACCAUGUUUUUCUCAACGUUUUAUCAUGCAUGUGAUCAACCUGGAAUUGCUGUCAUGUGCAUUAUGGAAUAUGACACCCUGCAGUACUGUGAUUUCCUUGGUUCAGUUGUAUCUGUGUGGGUUACAAUUCUGUGUAUGGCGAGGUUAAAAUCCCUCCUUAAAUAUGUACUUUUUAUUAUUGGUUCCUUAUUGAUUGCCAUGUCAAUGCAACUAGACCGCCGUGGUCUUUGGAACUUGUUGGGCCCCUGUCUUGUUGCCCUGUGCAUCAUGGUAUCUGCAUGGGUGUUUCGUGGCGUGAAGCGACGCCAUUGCUAUCCUCCAACAUGGAAACGUUGGGUCUUUUUCUUGUUACCAGGAAUAGGUGCAGCAUUAAUUGCUAUUGCAGUGUAUGGAUUUCUGGAAACAAAAGACAACUAUUACUAUACACAUAGCAUAUGGCAUAUUCUUGUAGCUGGAAGUGUGGUAUUUUUGUUGCCACCAGGUAAAAAACACACAAGCCUCUGGAUUUGGAAGCAGAAAUUUACAUGUGGAUACCAGCUUUGCUCUGAUGUAAAAGAAGACUUAUAUGUUGUUUGUUGAAUUAAUUAAGAUGGUUUAGAUAGAUUAACUUAAUCUGAGUAAACAGAUUAUUUUUAUAUAAAAUAUUUAUCAUGGGGGAGUGUCAUCUUGAGUUUCUGCUAUUGCACUUCGAAAUCAUUUGAUUUUUGAAAAAUACUGCUGAACACUUUUUAACAUCUACAAAUUUAAGUGACAUUUACUUGACUUAUUGAUUAAGACUUUGUCUUGAGAGAUGCUAUAAAAAAUUUUAUAACUAAACAAAAGGACGUUAGACAUUUUCUAAACAAAAUUGAUGCACUUAUUUUAUCUGUAGUUAGUUCUAACAAUACAAGCUGUACAACUUGAUUUUAAUUUUAGUUUCUGUUGCUCUGAUUACAGUAAUUUAGUUGCAGAUUGUUUACAGCACUGAAGGGAGACCAUUCACCCAAACUUGGUGGCAAUCCAAAGCUUAUUUUUGUUUGACCAGAAUAGCUCUGUGCAAGAAAUUUAUGAUAAUGAUAAUUUAAAGGACAACUGCAUUCAAGUUAUGACCAGUCAUUUAUUGUCCUAAUUAAUGUGCCAGCUAUUUGUGCAUGAUUUUUGGUACACUGCUCAGCUUUUCUUUUUAAAAUGGAGUGUUGUUCCUUGAAUUAGUUGAUCAAUAUAGGAGCGAAAUGUCCUGAUAGUUGAAAUAUAUUUGCAUGGGUUUAUUUGCUAAUGACUCCCUGACUAAACUUUGUCCAGUAAGGCAUGGUUACAAAGAGGCCAAGAAUAUCCCAAGUUAGAUUGCUGAUAUGUACUAAGUAAGCUGAGCUGACAAUAGGCUAAUACAAUUGACUUCCAUAUUCCUGACAAGGAUUGUUUGAGCUAGGCUUAAGUGCCUCUGACCGUUUAUGUUUUAGUUUGUAAAUGUAAUUCCAGAACUACUCAGGUUAGGCAGCAUUUAGGAGAGAAAUGACAUCUCAGUUGAUGUCCUUUUACUUCAAAAGUUUUAAAUUCACAGUUCUCCUUUUGCAUGUAGUCAUUUUAUGGCAUUAUUAGGGAACUAAAAAUGUCCAUGGAACUAAGUUCUUUGUAGUACACAAUGGUAGAAAAUUGGAGGCUAUGAAUGGAGAUGAGCAAGUUCCAUUGCAGUCACUAAAUUUUGUUUUUAUAUUUGAUUGAAACAGCUAGAAAAUCUCAUUAAAACUAAGAAUAUCAUUUUUGAAAAAAAGAAUUGGACUUCCUUGAAUACGACUGCAAAUGUGAGAGAUUUUCAGCAGAUACUUUAGUUUUUGACAAAAGAUAUCCAUCUCGAUAAAGACCUCCUUACAGCUGAUUUGUGUUUAUUCAAAUUCUAAUUAAGGAGCCACCAUCGUAUUGUCACUUCUUCAUCAAUGUUGGUGUUCAGCUGAAAUAUUAUUCGCAACUGAGUAUUGAGGGCAAACAAGAUUGGUUAACAGGCAAUUAGAUAAUUUGGAGAAAUUCAGUCAUGUUGUCUGACUAUUUAAAUGUACACAUUUACAUUUAAUGUCAUACAGUAACACUGACCAAAGGUUUGUCAUCAAAAUAUGCAAAUAACUUAAUGAUAUUUAACUCUUGGAAAAUGGGCUUGAAGGGCUAGAAUCCAAGAUUAUUGCCAAAAAUCUUUAUUUUCUUAAGUGUUUUCAGACGAUUUUGUGUGUUAGGAUUCUCUUUCUUUUAGCCUCUGGUCUUGAUCUAUUUUCUGGAGUAUAAAAUAUGUUAUUGACUCUGUAAAAGAUUGUUUUACUCUGCACCAUUCUCUUGUGUAAACUGUUGAAUAUAUGCACCAGUUUGUCUAGGAAAAGGUGCUAAGGCCUUAUACUAUCUAGUUUAUUUCUAAUGGCUCAUUUUGUAAAAACCAGAAACAUUGUGGGGUAAAACUGGGCCUUGUAGAUAAAAACACACAUUUGAGUUGAAGGAAAGAUCAUUGAGGUUUGAAAAGUUUGAAAUACUUUUGUGUUAAAAUUAAAUGUAGAAAUUCUCAGGAAGAUAAAAGUGCCCCAGUUCUUCAAAAAAAAACAUCAUGUUUGUUCUACAGUUACUGAAAUGAUACUGAUAUGCAUUGUCAAAGGAUAUGUAUAUUACAGUUGUUGGUUUUGUCUUAUACUCGGUGGUCAAAAGUUAAAACUCUUUCUUUGGUUCCAUUUUCCUAUUAUAAAUGGAAACUGCCUUGAAUUCCAAAAAGCAAGCAACAUUUUUUAAAAAAUGCAGUAUUUCUGCAGUAAUUGUCUCCAUACGAGCAUUGCAGUUUUAUUGGAAACAUUCCUCAUUCCUAACUCCUUUGUCUUCAUCUAAAAACUUUUUCUGUUUUAUUGGUGAGUAACAAUAUAAUACGCUAAAGUAAUUGAUUUCCUUAAAAAUCUUUAUCAAUAAUUUUCAAGCCUAAAUUAAUUCCAUUGCUGCAGACAGAAUCUUCUUCACCAGCAUCUAUACUGUAUAACAUAGUUCACGAUUUCAUGUUAGGUCACCUUUGUUUCCCGAGCCACAUCUUAUCAUGUUUUUUAACCAACUUCAGAAUAACACGGUGCUUCAGAUUGCAUAAUUGUCUCUCAACUUCACAAAAUGGAUUUAGGAAAUUAAAGAUACCUGAAAUAUUGAAUUUUACUGUGGUUUUGAUGUUAGUUUAAUUAUUAUGGUAAUCGUAAUAGUUGAUCUAGUUCUAGAAUUGACUGGUAUGUUGUAAUAACUAUGAACUAGAAUAUACAAUUAGAGUUGCAGAAGUUGCUAAUUUCUAUACAGCACAGGGAAAACAAUACAGCUUUAAAAAAAGUUGUAAAGAAACAAUGGAGAUCAUGUCUUUAAUGUGUUAUAAUAUAUUGUAUGUAUAUUGUAAAGAUUGUGUGUAUUAUAAAUUGUGGGUGGAAAAGGUUUCUUAUUAAGCUGUCUUAAUUUAUUCUGGUAUACAACACAUUUUGUUACAUAAAAAUAAAUAAUGUCUAUUAUGCUGUACAUAAUUAGGUUGCUUUUAAUGGGAAUAUAUAUUUUGGAAUAAUUUAUUUCAGUUUAAAAUUGUGCAAGGAUAUGAUUUAACGGUGGAAGCUUUGUAUCGUGUAAUUUAUAAAAUGAAAUGCCAGCUUGUAAUAAAUCUUAUUUUGAAAUUGUAA
Stegostoma tigrinum is the source of this 5635-nucleotide messenger RNA. It is a transcript of the gene pgap6, whose product is annotated as post-glycosylphosphatidylinositol attachment to proteins 6. Gene Ontology annotation, cellular component: plasma membrane. The record is from RefSeq and is a predicted model, not a curated record. Lineage: Eukaryota; Metazoa; Chordata; Chondrichthyes; Orectolobiformes; Stegostomatidae. Bases 234 to 2570 code for a protein of 778 amino acids. The transcript is spliced from 13 exons.